CAAGCCAGCUCCAGCUACUACACGCAAUCCCACACCCUUGCCGGCAAGAUGUUGUGCGCAAUCUCCGGCGAAGCACCCCAAGUCCCUGUCGCGUCGCGCAAGAGUGGCAAUGUCUUUGAGCGACGCCUGAUCGAGGCAUACAUCUCCGAGCACGGCACGGACCCCGUUAACGGCGAAGAGCUCACCGUCGACGACCUCCUCGAGCUGAAGCAACCGCGCGUCGUCCGCCCGCGCCCUCCCACCCUCACCUCCAUUCCGUCUCUCCUUGCGGCCUUCCAGAACGAAUGGGACGCCGUCGCCCUCGAAACUUAUACGCUGAAGCAGCACCUUGCGCAGACCCGGCAGGAGCUCAGCACAGCUCUCUACCAGCACGAUGCCGCGGUGAGGGUCAUUGCGCGGUUAACGCGUGAGAGGGACGAGGCUCGUGACGCCUUGUCGAAGGUGACUGUCAGCGCCGGUGGCGCGGCGGGCGGAGAUGCCAUGCAGGUCGACACGCAGGCGCUGCCGGAAGCGAUUGCGGCCAAGAUUGACGCUCGACACGCAGAACUUUCGAGCACGCGCAGGAAGCGCCAGGUGCCAGAGGACUGGGCCACGGCUGACGCGAUCCAAUCCUAUGACUCCACGAGCUCGACCGAGCCCUUGUACCCCGGUGCGAAGAGCCUGGCGCUGGACAAGAGCGGCGACCUCGCGCUCUUCGGAGGCUCGGACGGCGUCGCUGGCGUGUACUCGAUAUCGCAGAAGCAGGCGGUGCAGGCGCUCAAGGCCGGUGGAAGCAUUACCGCUGGAGCGUGGUACGAGGACCGGCCCGUUGUCGCCACGUCGACCGGCGCCGUUAAGGUGUUUGAGAACGGCGCGGAGGUCGCGCAGAUUGGCUCGCACGCUGGCGCCGUUACCUCUCUUGCCCUUCACCCUACCGGAGACAUUCUUGCUUCCACUGGCGUGGAUAAGAGCUAUCAGCUCUACGAUCUCACGAGCAACAAGCUGCUCACUCAGGUCUUCACUGACGCUGAACUUCUCUGCAGCAGCUUCCACCCCGACGGGCACCUCUUUGCUGCCGGAGGCAAAGACGGCACGAUCAAAGUCUUCGACGUCAAGAGCGGGGACAACAUGGCCAACUUCGAAGCGGGCGGGCCGCUGCAAGCGCUGUCGUUCUCGGAGAAUGGGACGUGGCUAGCAGCGGUGGUGCAAGGGCAGACGAGCGUGGCCAUCUGGGACCUGCGCAAGGCGGCGGCCAUCAAGACGCUGGACGUGGGCAGCGCCAUCGACAGCGUGCACUGGGACUACACGGGCCAGUUCCUCGCCGUGGCCGGCCCCGGCUGCGUCGCGGUCCAGCACUACUCCAAGGCCGCAAAGGCUUGGUCCGAGCCUUUCCGCAAGGCUGUCCCGGCUGCAGCGGUGCAGUGGGGCGAGCGCGCGCAGAGCUUGGUCGCGCUGACGGCGGAAGGUGCGCUCAAUGUGCUGGGCGCUGCUGCGUAGAGGUAGAGACUGUCUGUCCGGUGGCUGGUCUUUUGUGUGGGGUAAUGGGUUGGCCGGUUCGUUGGUAGGGCAGGGUGCGAUAUGCGGGUAGUUAGGAUGCAUGGCCCUUGGUCAAGGAGCAAAAUAAAACAAAACACAGACAAUGCCAGACCAGAUCAGACCGGACCAGCUUGAUGGUUGUAAAAAGCCCCCUCCUUUUCCUUCCUUUUCCUUCCUUCCUUCCCUACAUAC
This is a messenger RNA of Aplosporella prunicola CBS 121167, 1707 nucleotides long. RefSeq lists its product as uncharacterized. The transcript has 5 exons. The record is from RefSeq and is a predicted model, not a curated record. Gene Ontology annotation, cellular component: U2-type catalytic step 1 spliceosome; cytoplasm; Prp19 complex. Bases 49 to 1476 code for a protein of 475 amino acids. Gene Ontology annotation, molecular function: protein binding; ubiquitin protein ligase activity. Gene Ontology annotation, biological process: mRNA splicing, via spliceosome; DNA repair; protein ubiquitination. NCBI's taxonomy places the organism in Eukaryota, Fungi, Ascomycota, Dothideomycetes, Botryosphaeriales, Aplosporellaceae.